Messenger RNA from Drosophila simulans, 3996 nucleotides. RefSeq names its product multiple C2 and transmembrane domain-containing protein (gene Mctp). The coding region runs from base 233 to 3073 and encodes 946 amino acids. The transcript has 12 exons. Gene Ontology annotation, cellular component: synaptic vesicle membrane. NCBI's taxonomy places the organism in Eukaryota, Metazoa, Arthropoda, Insecta, Diptera, Drosophilidae. Gene Ontology annotation, biological process: regulation of neurotransmitter secretion. Gene Ontology annotation, molecular function: calcium ion binding. The record is from RefSeq and is a predicted model, not a curated record.
GCACUGCCAGCGUGCAGUUCGCUCCAAGCUCCGCGUUGGAAAAUCGCGAGAAUAUCUUAUGCGACCAUCACAUUUCUGCAAAAUCUGAUACAUUUACUAAGCGUUUGUGUCGUGCUGUUGUAUCCACCAUAAAUAAAUGAAAUAACACGUACCGUGAAGUGCAGCUAACGCAAUCAAAGAGUGCUCUAAUCAAUUAUUCAUUUCAAUUUACCCCGCGAGUAUUGGCCAUGUCAUGCAACCGUUGCAUCUCGCGAACUCUUUCAAGUCCUCGAAGAACUCGGAGAGGCCACAAGCCUCUGUGUUGUGCCACAGAAUUAAUAAAAUAUUCCCAGACACAGCACGCAUCCAAUACGUUGACCAGGUGGAUCAGGUGGAGUUGGAUCAACAGCAGCGACCGGGCAGCAGCUCCACCGUCAGCGGAUCCACACCGCCGCUCCGGAUUUCGCCACAUGGUUCGCCAAACCUGCAGCAAUCGCAGCGCCUGGGCAAGCAUCUCAGCAAAUCCGCCUCGGAGUUGAAUGGUCACGAUUGCCACCUCAGUGAAUCACCGCACAUAUCACCGAAGAGGGCCAAGAGUGCCGUGGCCCAGCAGUUGGCCGGUGCCGGUUCGGGGGGCGUGGCCAGCGGCGUGGGCGUGCUGCAGAAGACGCACGGAUUCUUCAACAAUCUUCGACAUCGCUGGAGUCGCGCGAAGAGCAAAGAUCGUCUGGGUCGCAAGUCGCCCAGUGAUUUUCUCGAAGAGAGCACCGACUAUGCGGCGGAUUAUAGUUCCGAAAGUAGCUCCGUGACCCAGAGUCCUCGGCAUCGCAGCACCACCAUUGGUGGCUCACCACUGGCCCGGGAAUUUCGAGCCACGGCCAAGAUGGCGCAGGUUAUCCAGAGAUUUGGGGGCUCCAUGGAGGGCAGGAUAGAUGAGCAUCCGGAGAACGGUUCGGCCGGCUGCAGUCCACCGGAAUUGACCACCCAACAGCAACUGGAGGCCCUGCAGGCCAACGAGCUGCGUCGCAAGCGCGAAGCCCAAUUACGUCAAUUCGUCUUCUUUCAGCUGCGCGUGCAUCUCAAAUCCGGCAGUGACCUGGUGGCCAUGGACAAGAAUGGACUGAGUGAUCCUUAUGUCAAGUUCAAGGUCGGCGGCCGCCUUCUCCACAAGUCGCGCACCAUUCACCGGGACCUGAAUCCCGUGUGGGACGAGGUCUUCAUCGUGCCCAUCGAGGACCCCUUCCAGCCGAUUAUCGUCAAGGUUUUCGACUACGACUGGGGACUGCAGGACGAUUUUAUGGGCUCGGCCAAGCUAGACUUAACCCAAUUGGAAUUGGGCAAGGCCGAGGACAUCCACCUGCAGCUGUGCGAUUCCAGCGGAAACGGCGGAAGUGGCUUGGGCGAGAUACUCAUCAAUUUGACGCUGUGGCCGCGCAGUCAGGAGGACAAGGAAAUGCACUUUCAGCGCAACUCGAAGCUGGCUGAGUCAUCGAAGCGUUUGAAGUCACAGAUCUGGAGCUCAGUAGUCACCAUACUGCUAGUUAAAGCCAAGGAUUUGCCCUUAGCUGAAGAUGGCAGCAAGUUGAAUGAUACUCACUUCAAAUUCAGAUUGGGCAAUGAGAAGUACAAGAGCAAGUCUUCCUGGACGGAGCGCUGGCUGGAGCAGUUCGACCUACACCUGUUUGAUGAAGAUCAAAACCUGGAGAUCGCACUUUGGAACCGGAACACCCUCUAUGGCAAAGCCAUUAUUGACCUCAGCGUUUUUCAGCGCGAAAACACGCACGGCAUUUGGAAGCCCCUAGAAGAUUGCCCUGGUGAAGUCCAUCUCAUGCUCACUAUAAGUGGAACCACUGCCUUGGAGACGAUCAGCGAUCUGAAGGCCUUCAAGGAGGAUCCUCGAGAGGCUCAAUUGCUAAGGGAAAGAUAUAAAUUCCUAAGAUGCCUCCAAAACCUCCGCGAUGUGGGUCACCUAACUGUAAAGGUAUUUGGAGCCACUGGACUGGCUGCAGCGGAUAUAGGUGGAAAAUCCGAUCCCUUUUGUGUAUUGGAACUGGGUAACGCUCGCCUACAAACCCAAACUGAGUAUAAAACUCUCACUCCUAAUUGGAAUAAGAUAUUUACUUUCAACGUUAAAGACAUCACGCAGGUCCUAGAGAUCACCGUCUUCGAUGAGGAUCGCGACCAUCGCGUAGAGUUCCUGGGCAAACUAGUCAUUCCCCUCCUAAGGAUCAAAAGUGGAGUCAAGCGUUGGUAUACGCUGAAGGACAAGAACCUCUGUGUGCGGGCCAAAGGAAACUCACCGCAGAUUCAGCUGGAACUGACAGUAGUCUGGAGCGAGAUCCGUGCCGUGUGUCGAGCCCUGCAGCCCAAGGAGGAAAAGCUCAUCCAGCAGGAGGCCAAGUUCAAGCGACAGCUCUUUCUGCGCAACGUCAAUAGACUCAAGGAGAUAAUCAUGGAUAUCCUGGAUGCAGCGCGCUAUGUCCAGAGCUGUUUCGAGUGGGAAUCUCCUGUGCGAUCCAGCAUAGCUUUCGUCUUAUGGAUAGUCGCCUGUGUCUAUGGUGAUCUGGAGACAGUACCUCUAGUUCUGCUGCUCAUCAUACUUAAAAACUGGCUGGUUCGCCUUAUAACAGGCUCCACUGAUGCAGCUGCUCACUACGACUAUGAGUACGAUGAAGAUGAUGAUGAUGACAAGGAGAAGGAGGAAAAGAAGUCCAUCAAGGAGAGAUUACAGGCCAUUCAAGAAGUCUCCCAAACGGUACAGAAUACCAUCGGCUACCUGGCUUCGUUAGGCGAGAGCACCAUGAACACAUUCAACUUUUCCGUCCCCGAACUGACCUGGCUGGCUGUGGUUUUGCUAUUGGGCGCCAUUCUUGUCCUGCAUUUUGUCCCACUCCGCUGGCUGCUGCUCUUCUGGGGCCUGAUGAAGUUCUCCAGACGUUUGCUGAGACCCAAUACCAUUCCCAACAACGAGCUAUUGGACUUCCUAUCGCGAGUGCCAGAUAAUGAGGAGAUUAAUCAAUAUCGAGAGCUGCCACCAUCGGCACCCACCGAUCAGACGCGCAACAAUCCCAAGAAGAAACUAAAAGGAUCAUAGUCCAUAACCAGCGCUGAUGCGGCAAUGGCGUCCCUUUCGCCGCUGCAGUCCAGCGCUCUAGGAGGAGCAGCAGGAGGAAGCGGAACCGGAUACGGCGGAAGGCAGCAGCAGCUGAUGCAGCGCUUCCGGGCCAACACCAGCCAGUUGAAGCACAAGUUUGGCCAGGCCAAGAGCCUCAGUCUGAGCCAUAGCGAAUUCAAUUAGACACCAAAGUUAGUUAGCUAGUUAAGAAUCGAAGUCAACCAGUUCCACCCAUAGAAGGAAACAACAUACGCAAUUCACCUUGACUCAAUUAUGCAGCACAAAAUUGCUUUACUUAUUUUAAUACAAUUAUAUAUAUAUAUACAAACAGAAAAUGAGAAUAUUAAUGUAUAUGUGCGCAGAACUCAAACUAUUUACACAAAGCGAUUAUGUACAUACACAAUGAUAGCGGAUAUAACUAGGAAUCUAUUGAAACAUUGCAUGUACCUAAGGUAACCUCUCUCAAAGAUCUAUUCGAAUAUUUACCAAAACUCAAAUUGCUAACUACCAGAUUCCUUUUGCGCGAAUCCAAAUGCGAUUAAUUAUUUAUUGUGUAUUUCAAUUUGUGAUAUUUUCAAAGAAUUUUGCAACUAGGCUUACUACUUAAUGUGACUUAACCCACGGAAGCUCCGUACCGCACAGAAGUUUCCCCCAAACUCCAUUUACAAUUUACCAUUCGAUUGCACUCGACUCGUUUAAGGACGCUUUUUCAUUAUAUACCUUUACAUAUAUACCUAAUUAAGCCUUAUCCUAACCAAAUUGUUUGUAAUUAUUUCACUCGGAAAGAUUGUUCAAAACAUUUUCUAAAGCUUAUAUUUAUUAACUUUGUCUAGGAUAAUCAGCUCUUGAAAGGCCCCGGCCCAGCCAUACAAAUAUAUAUAAAUUAAUUGCUAUAUUACCCA